GCGACACAGUUGUCAGAUGUCAAGUAGGUGCUGGUGAGGUAAUGCUGGAGACACCGUUUCUUGGGUGAGGGUAUUAACGUAAAUUACAAUGGAUUCAACAGAUUUUCAAUUUAACUAUGAUUCAACUUUGGAUUAUGAUAAUUACAUAGAUUAUAACUCCAGUAAUAUAACUUACGAUGGAGUUACUUCCCACACGACAGUCCACACCAAAUGUUUCACUCAAGUUCUUUGCCUGGUGUUGCUGGUGAUCAAUGUGAUCAUCUGUUUGCUGGGCCUUGGAGGAAAUGCGGUGGUUAUCUGGAUUGCAGGGUUUGGCAUGAAGAAGUCAGUCAAUACUACCUGGUACUUGAGCCUGGCUCUAUCUGACUUUAUAUUCUGUGCCUGUUUGCCUUUUAACAUUGCCUACAGCGUCACCGCGGACUGGAUCUUUGGCCUCUUCAUGUGCAAGUUCACGUCCUUUGUCAUGUUCCUCAACAUGUUCAGCAGCAUCUUCCUCCUCGUCAUCAUCAGCAUGGAUCGCUGCAUCGCUGUCAUGUUUCCUGUUUGGGCACAGAAUCAUCGCACUAUCGGAAAAGCCUCUGUGUUAAUUGUGCUCGCAUGGAUCAUCUCUGCAGCUUUAAGUAUCCCAUCUAUUGUAUUCCGUGAUGUCCAGAAUCACCUAGGCACAAACCGAUGCAUGAACAACUACACGUCCAGCCAGUAUAGCCACAAAAUCAUUGCAACAAGUCGCUUUGUUUUUGGAUUUGUGAUGCCUUUUAUCCUCAUUAUCUUUUGUUAUUCUGUCAUCAUCCUCAGACUGAGAGCCACCCAGAUGGCAAAGUCCAACAAACCGUUUAAGAUUAUGACGGCUCUCAUUCUUACCUUCUUCCUGUGCUGGCUGCCGUACCACACAUUUGUGCUAAUCGAACAAAACGAAACCUUCAACACUGAGGUCAUUGCUCUCGGACUGACCAUUGGCACCACUGUUGCUGCCGCUAACAGCUUCCUAAACCCUGUUUUGUACGUCUUCAUGGGCAAUGACUUCAGGAAGAAGUUCAGGAGCUCCAUCUUAUCAAAGAUCGAGAAUGCAAUUGGAGAAGAUGGCCGAACGAUCAGUCGCUACCUGUCUCGCUCUAGCUCAAUGGAUGCCAGGGCAUCUACUCAUAUCUAAAGAAUAAACUAGAAGUACGUUA
This is a messenger RNA of Rhinichthys klamathensis goyatoka, 1172 nucleotides long. RefSeq names its product chemokine-like receptor 1 (gene cmklr1). Lineage: Eukaryota; Metazoa; Chordata; Actinopteri; Cypriniformes; Leuciscidae. The record is from RefSeq and is a predicted model, not a curated record. Gene Ontology annotation, molecular function: complement receptor activity; G protein-coupled receptor activity. Gene Ontology annotation, cellular component: plasma membrane. The transcript is spliced from 2 exons. The coding region runs from base 89 to 1150 and encodes 353 amino acids. Gene Ontology annotation, biological process: complement receptor mediated signaling pathway; regulation of calcium-mediated signaling; positive regulation of cytosolic calcium ion concentration.